Messenger RNA from Podarcis lilfordi (Lilford's wall lizard), 183 nucleotides. The record is from the annotation of a GenBank genome assembly. Lineage: Eukaryota; Metazoa; Chordata; Lepidosauria; Squamata; Lacertidae.
AUGUCCUCUGACUCCCCCAUCGCCCUGCUCCCUGGUGUGGUGGUGGCGAUCAAGCAGGAAAACGUGCUGGCGGACAUGCUCUCCGGUGUCGGGGCGCCUGAGAAGGCAGCCCGGGAAGUCUGCACACCACCUUUCACCAGGAAGCAGGAGGAGGACAACCACCAGGAGCAGGGCCAUCCUUAG